AUGACCUCAAUUAUUCAACCGUCAACACAAUCCUCGUCUUUUUUAUCGUUAUCAUUUGAACCAAAUGUCCGAAAUAAGAAAGUUUUGCCAUUAUUGUCACCACAGCAAAUACACAGUUCAAAGAAUACUCGACAUGUUAUCAAUUGUAACCAUUUAUGCCACAAAUCUUCAGCGGAUGGGAACUUAUUGAAUAAUAUGACACAUCCACAUGUAGUUAAACAUCAUUUGUCUUGUAAACCAGAGGCUACUCCGACUAAUAUUCCAAAGACAUUACUUUUAUCUCCACCACUACCAAUACGUCGUAGACCCGGUGAUUCACUAGCAUCACAUAGUUGUUCAAGAGGUUCAACUAGUCGAUCAUUAUCUUCGGAUCAUUGUGAACGCAAUCAUUCAACUUUAGAUAAUGAAUACUGUCAAACGAAAACUUCUUUUCAGUCAUUAAAUUCAACUACAAAUAAAUUAAUCAAAUCGCAAUCACCUCUAAUGAAAUUGAAAAAGUCUUCACAUUUUAUAUCAUUAACUAAAAGCAAUGAAUUUAAUUCAAAUGAUUUUUUAUAUACUGAAAAUCAUGCAAAUCGUCACCAGGUUACUAAUCAAUUAAAUAAAGAAGAAUUUUCACAUUUUCCUGUUGGUUUUCGAUGGAAUUACAUUUUUGUAAAAUUAUCCAAUUGGUUUCAACGUGUACAUACAAUAAAUUAUUCAAAAACAUCAUCAGAUCAUGUAUCAUCUUCUAUACCGAUACAUAAUAAUAAAUCUGCUUCUAUUUCAAAUUCCUCUCGUUAUCAAAUAAGAAAAUUUGAACCAAUUAGAUCACGAAGUCAAUCAGAUGAAAAAUCUGGCAAAAUUAAAUCUAACUUACGUAAUAAUCAUUUUUUUAGUGAUUCUAAAACAAAAAUACAAUUAUCAAAUGAAAUUAAUAAUCCUAAACGAAAUAUUUUAUCAUCAGAUAUUGAAUGUAUAAACAAUUUGAAAAAGGGAAGUUUACCAUUCUUUUCAUCUUCAUUAAUAUCUAAUGAGAAAUCAGUUGAAAAUUUAAUAGAUUUUUGUCAUACUGAUCAAUCUCCUAUAGUUUCCAAUAAUUAUUCUUGCAGUAAUAGUAACAAUAGUAAUUCAUGUUCGUGUUCAAUUAUGUCGCUCAAUGAUUUAACAUACAGUAAAUUUCAUGAAAUCUCUUCAAAAUAUAAUGAUAUAAAUUGUUUUUGUACUCAAAGUUGUCCAAUAAAUUCACAUCAAUUAAAUGAAUUACAUCUUGAUAAUGAGAUAUCAUUUACAUCAUGUGUAUCUGAUUGUUGUUUUUGUCAAAGAUACCUCAAUUACUGUGAUCAUAAUCGGUUAGUUUCAUUUUCUUCUAAUAAUCAAUAUGAACAAGAUGAUCGAAUUGUACAAUCAUCACAUUAUCAUGAUCUAAAACAACAGUAUUACCAUCAUUAUUAUUCUUGUCAACAUCAUCACCAUUAUCACCAUCAUCAUCAUCAUCACCGUCGACUGCAACAUCAUCAUUUAAGUCAUGAUUUCAAUCAACAUCAUAUAAAGUUCACGAAUAAUCAACACACAACAAAUACAUGUUGUACAAAUUAUCCAAAACAAAACAAAGCUGUAAGAAAUUUUCAUUUGAAUUUAGAAAACCAAUAUACUACUAUUGGUCAACUAGAUCAAAUGAGAUCUGAUUGUAGGAAAAUAUCUCCAUCAAAUAAUAAAAAAAUUGAUUGUUCAUCUCCGGUUAUCACUUUACAGUGUUUAAAUUUGACAGAAAAACAAUCAAAUAGAUUGGACGAUAAUAUUGGAAAUGUAACAAGUGUAGAUAGCAAUAAUAAUAAUAAUAAUAAUAAUAAUAAUAAUAAUAAUAAUAAUAAUAAUAAUAAUAAUAAUAAUAAUAAUAAUAAUACAAUAGAUAAUGAGCUUUCAAUGAAUACAAGAAAUAUCUCAUCAUGUUUCAUAGAUUAUCAUCAACAUCAUAAUCAAACGCUUGUACAAGAUCCUGAGCAUGAAGCUGUUGAGCAUAUGAAUGAAGGUGACAAAAUUGUAAAAUGUACAAACUCAGAAAUUACAUGUUCAAAUUUAGCUAGUGGUAAAUCUUUUGAUGAAAAAGUACAUUCGACGAAUAUUUCAAAAACUGAUGUUACUACUACUACUACUACUACUGCUAAUACAUUUCUUCAUCAAAAGUUUGUAACAGAUUUGAUACUUUUAAAACGCAUUGGUUGGUACUGGGGUCCAUUGACAGUGGAUGAAGCUGAAUUGCUAUUAAAAAACUGCACAGAUGGAACUUUUCUUGUACGUGACAGUAGUCAUGAUUCAUAUAUUUUAAGUGUCAGUUUUCGCUCUGGUGGUCAAAUUUAUCAUACAAGGAUUGAACAUCUGGCUGGUAAAUUUAGCUUGGCUCUAUUAAAUGAUUUAAAUGACAAUAUUUCAUCAAGUGUAGCUGAGUGUAUUGAACGUGUAAUGGUUGAUUCUUUUCAAGAUCGUAUGCAUUUUUUACCAACUGUUGAUGACUCUUCACCAUCUAUUAAUAUUAAUACCAAUGUACAGUUUAUGAAUAAUGAUCAACAUCAAUCUGACCAACAUCGGCAACUUCAACAAUUUAAUAAUCAUAAUAAUAUUAAUAAUAAUACAUCACAAUCAUUCGAAUCCACACGCCGUACUACCUCUACUACACAUAUUAAAGCUUCUUUAAUUCAUCCAUUGUCACGUUUUUUAAUUGUUCCAUCAUUAGUACAUUUAUGUCGUUUUGAAUUGCUGUUACAUGUUCGACAUGAUCAUAUUGAUUUAUUACCAUUACCACCUCAUAUAUUACGUUAUUUAAAAGAAAGUCAAUAUUAUGCAGAAUUUAUUCCAGCUUAUUUAGAAUUAUUAACCAAUAUGAAUAGUAAUAAUGAUAAAGUUUAA
Schistosoma margrebowiei is the source of this 2886-nucleotide messenger RNA. The record is from the annotation of a GenBank genome assembly. Lineage: Eukaryota; Metazoa; Platyhelminthes; Trematoda; Strigeidida; Schistosomatidae.